GGCCAGAGGAGAGAUGUCGCAACCGCCUCCCUCCCUCUUUCCCCGCCUAGGCGCUCAGUCACCUCCCAGAUGAGCGCACUCGCAGACGGCUGCGGGGCCGUGGGGAGCCGGGCAUGUCCCCUGAGGGCGCGCAGACGGCGGGCACUGGGCCGGCGCGCAGCCUGGAGAGGGCCAACCGCACCCGCUUCCCUUUCUUCUCCGAUGUCAAGGGCGACCACCGGCUGGUGCUGAGCGCCGUGGAGACCGUGGUGCUGGCACUCAUCUUUGCGGUGUCGCUGCUGGGCAACGUGAGCGCCUUGGUGCUGGUGGCGCGCCGACGGCGCCGAGGCACCACCGUCAGCCUGGUGCUCAACCUUUUCUGCGCGGACUUGCUCUUCACUAGCGCCAUCCCUCCUGUGCUGGCGGUGCGUUGGACCGAAGCCUGGCUGCUGGGCCCGGUCGCCUGCCACCUGCUCUUCUACGUGAUGACCCUGAGCGGCAGCGUCACCAUCCUUACGCUGGCGGCCGUCAGCCUGGAGCGCAUGGUGUGCAUCGUCCGCCUGCAGCGCGGCGUGCGGGGCCCAGGGCGGCGGGCGCGGGCGGUGCUGCUCGCGCUCAUCUGGGGCUACUCGGCGCUCGCCGCGCUGCCCCUCUGCCUCUUCUUCCGCGUGGUCCCUCAGCGGUUCACCGGGGCCGACCAGGAGAUUCUGAUUUGCACACUGGUUUGGCCCAGCGUUGCCGGAGAAAUCUCCUGGGAUGUGUCAUUUGUGACUUUGAACUUUCUGGUCCCGGGACUACUUAUUGUGAUCAGCUACUCCAAAAUUUUACAGAUCACGAAGGCAUCGAGGAAGAGGCUGACGAUGAGCCUGGCGUACUCGGAGAGCCACCAGAUCCGCGUGUCGCAGCAGGACUUCCGGCUCUUCCGCACCCUCUUCCUGCUCAUGAUCUCCUUCUUCAUCAUGUGGAGCCCCAUCAUCAUCACCAUCCUCCUCAUCCUCAUCCAGAACUUCCAGCAGAACCUGGUCAUCUGGCCAUCCCUCUUCUUCUGGGUGGUGGCCUUCACGUUCGCCAACUCAGCCGUCAACCCCAUUCUCUACAACUUGUCACUGUUCAGGAACGAAUGGAGGAAAAUUUUCCACUGCUGCUUCUUCCCAGAAAAGGGAGCCAUGUUUACAGACACGUCUGUCAGAAGAAAUGAUCUGUCUGUUAUUUCCAGCUAGUUACUGUUUCUCUAUAGGCAUGUAUUUGUCGCUUUCUGACAAGUCGUGGUGUGUUUUCAAAGGGAGUUAAUUUCCGGACCAUUGCACCAGUGUAUCUGCUUUAAGAAAAUGUAACCUAUGCAAAUACUUAUUUACAGCACCAGUAAAUUAAGGGGUGAUCAUUCAGAAUUACAAUUUUAUCCUUCAUAAAAGGAUUUGCUGGGGAUUCUUUCCAAUACGAACUUUUUCAGUGUAUUAGUAAUAGGAUUGAAUUUAAUAAAUUUUUAUUUAUAACUGUUCAGCAAUCUCAUCUCCUACGUAAAAGCCACACCUUACUGGUUUCUGAAGUGAGUCUUGGAACAGAUCCAGGACCCAGAUUUCUCCUCUGAAGCCUCAUGGCCCCUCUAGCUCCCCACCCUAGACUUGCAAGGCCGCAGGAUCAUUCAUUAAUGUCAAGAGUGCAUGAAGAAUUUCCAAGGAACACUUCAAGGUGACUUUAUUUUUCAUUUAUAAAGAAAUGCCAUGGACCCCUUCAGGGGAAGCCUUGUCAUGAAAUCAGAGAGGAGACAGGAUGACUCGAAACAUUUGAAAGUGAGAACACGAGAGAGUCCUGUCAUUGACCCACUUGUCAGAUGCCUCUUAAACGCGUGCUGUGGCUGGUGCUCUUGGUGCUGGGAAAGCAGCAGUGAACCGGACAGCUGUGACUCUGCCCUCAUGGAGCUCAUUUCCCUUCUAGAUGGGAGCAGAGAAACACCAAACACAAGUCAGGAGAUAAUACAGUAUUACAGAGUGAGUUAACAUCGUGAAGAAAAUAGGACAGUGAUGGCAAUGUAGGUGGGGUGUUGAGGGGUCUGGGAUGACCUUUCUGAGCAUGAUGUUUGGGCCAAAAGGUAAACCAUGAGAAAGAGCCAGCUGUGUGAACUCAGGGCAAUGGGACUUUGCAGAUGGAGUGGAUGCUGUGGCUGGAACAAAGAGGCUGGUGUACUUGUGGGACAGAAAGAAGACUGGUGGAAACGAAGUGAACUGUUUUUCCUUCCAGUUAUUGUAUUCUUCAUCUCUGUUUGGUUGCUCUUUAUAUUUUGUAACUCUUUGUUAAGGACUUCUAACUUCUCGCUCUGUGCAUGCAUUCUCCUCCCAAGUUCUUUGUUCAUCUUUAUGAUCAUUACUCUGAACUCUUUCUCAGGUAGAUUGCCUAUCUUCACAUCACUCAGUCCUUCUUCUGGGAUUUUUAUCUUGUUCCUUUGUCUGGAACAUAUUCCUCUGCCACCUCAUUUGGUCUAAAUCUCUAUUUGGAUUUUUAUGUAGGUGGUAGCUUUGAGGUACGUUUCUUGACCUUGGAGAAGUGGCCCUCCGUAGGGCCACUAUAUGUCCCAGCAGUGCAAUCCCCUCUCAUCACCCAAAAGCCAGGGGCCAGCUGGUCCCAGGGUAGGGUCCGGCGUGAGUUUGCAGACUUGUUCUGCAAGCUGCGGGAUCAUAGUUUUCUUGCUUCUGGCGCCUGCCCACUAGUGAGUGGAGCUGGGUCCUGACCCUGUGGAGGGCAGGGCUGUAUCUGGGGAUAUGUCUAGAGGUGGCUAUGGUCUCAGGAAGUCUUUAGGCAGUCUGUUUGCUGAUGGGUGGUGAUGUGUCCCCACCUAGUUAGUUGUUUGACCUGAGGCAUCCCAGCUCUGGAACCUAUAGGUUGCUGGGUGGGGCCAGGUCUUGGUGCUAAUAACCCAAGCAGGAUGUCAGCCUCCAGGAAGGAGAAUUCGUGCAGAUGAGUACUCCCCAGUCUGUCUGCCAUCAUGUCUACGUGUAACCAAGCAGGACCCUAUGGGGCCUUCUCGGGUAGACUUCUCCCCCAUACCCUCUGCUGCUGCUCUUCUCUGAAGUACCUGGAUAAUAGUAUCUCAUGCGUCUUUCCUUAGUCUUUCACUGGAAGAAUUUAACUACUUGAUGAUCAUGAGCACGUAGCGCCCAGACCUUCUGGUGCCUGAUUGAGCACCAUCAACCAAUCAGACAGUCAUGCACAGCUGUUCACAAACCCUGGGCCGCCCCUCCCUCAGCCGGUCUUAAAAAAAAAAAAACAACUCAGCUGAAACCCUUCAGGGUCUUCAGGGUUUUGGGCACGAGCCUCUCGUUCUCCUUGCUCGGCCCUGCAAUAAACCUCUCUCUGCUCCAAACUCCGAUGUUUCGGUUUGUUUGGCCUCACUGUGCGUUAGGCACAUGAACUUGUGUUCAGUAAAGUGUGUCCCCAGGGCGAGCCACAGCUGCACCACCACCACCCCGCCUCCCCAGGAGACCCUCCAAGACCAGCAGGUAAGGCUGCCCAGGCUCCUAUGAAAUUACUGCUUUUGCUCUUGUUCCCAGUGAGCGUGAGCGUUUGUGUGUGUCCUUUAAGAGUGAAAUCUCUAUUUCCCCAGUCCUGUGGAGCUCCUGCAAUUAAGCCCCACUGGCCUUCAAAGCCAAAUACUCUAGGGGCUCCUCUUCCUGGUGCCGGACCCCCAGACUGGACAGUCUGAUGUGGGGCUCAGAACUCUCACUUCAGUGGGAGAACUGCAAUUCUCUAGUUUGUGGGCUGCCCACCUGGGGGGUAUGGGCUUUGAUUACAUAGCGAGUCUGACCCUCCCUACCCAUCUCAUUGUGGCCUCUUUUUUAUGUCUUUAGUUGUGGAAGAUCUGUUCUGGUAGGUUCCAGUCUUUUUAACUGAUGGUUGUUCUGCAAUUAGUUGUGAUCUUGGUGUGUCCAUGAGAGGAGGUGAGUUCCACCUCCUUCUGCUCCGCCGUCUUGGCUGCCUUCCGACAAAGUGAACUAUUGACUGAGCCUCCACUAUGCCAAGCACUGUCCUUGAUGCCGAGACAGAAGGAUGCUCUGCUGGAGCCCAUCAGUUGAGACCAGGGAAAUUCCAGGGCUGGAUUUCCCACGGUGUGGGAAACCAACAUAGAAGUUUAUUCUGUGUUCAAUGGGCAGCCACUGGAGAUAUGCAGUUGGAGACUGAUGUGACCUGCUAUAUGUUUUUAAAUAUUACUCAGGCAGCUGUGCAGGAAAUGAACUUUGAGGAGCAAGAACAAAGAUGAAGACAAGUUAGGUGGCUGCUGAAGUAGAUAUAAAAGAUGGGGAAGCCGGAGGUGGGUGGCAUCAAUGAGGGUUGUGAGAAAUGAUCUUGGUACAUACUUUGGAAAAGCAGAGCAAACGUAAUUUAUUGAUGGACAGGAUGAAGAACAUGAGGGGAAGACAAGAUUCAAGGGUGACUCCUGACAGUGGUUAGACGGUAGGGCAGGCAACAAAAAUGGGGAAGACUGGGAGAGUGAGAAGUGGAAGAGCCAAGAGUUUCAUUGGGGGCAUAGACAUUUGAAGUCCCAGUGAGAUUCCAGUGGAGAGGAGGCAGCUGGAUGCAGGGACGUGGGGUGUGGGCUAAAGAUACAGUGCUGGGAGUCAUCAGAUAGUGUUUGCAGAUCCAUGGUUUUAUGAAAUAUCCCAGGGAGAAGAGAGUGAAGAAACCAGAGCCAGAGAGAACCCAGGGACAUGCCAGCAUUUAGAGGUCGGGCCAAUGGCUGGAAUGCGCAGUAGCUCAGGGCCUGGCAAAAAGUAGGUGUGUGACAAAUCUUUGUUACCGAAUAAAUAAGAGCCAUUGCUCACGGAGUUUCUUGAGCAGUUUGCUUCCGAAGUAAGACUUAUCACAAGCUUGAGGACAAGAGGACAGGGAUCUUUUGUACAUAUUUAGUUAAUAAAUUUGGUAAAUUAAAGCUACCUUUUGAAGUGACAUGUGGCUAUCUUUUGGG
Camelus dromedarius (Arabian camel) is the source of this 4936-nucleotide messenger RNA. RefSeq names its product free fatty acid receptor 4 (gene FFAR4). The coding region runs from base 114 to 1199 and encodes 361 amino acids. The record is from RefSeq and is a predicted model, not a curated record. Lineage: Eukaryota; Metazoa; Chordata; Mammalia; Artiodactyla; Camelidae. The transcript is spliced from 3 exons. Gene Ontology annotation, molecular function: G protein-coupled receptor activity; peptide binding; taste receptor activity. Gene Ontology annotation, cellular component: plasma membrane. Gene Ontology annotation, biological process: hormone secretion; G protein-coupled receptor signaling pathway; cellular response to hormone stimulus.